Molecule: messenger RNA, 1371 nt
Organism: Drosophila hydei
Lineage: Eukaryota; Metazoa; Arthropoda; Insecta; Diptera; Drosophilidae
Gene: lmgB
Product: AF4/FMR2 family member 4
Exons: 1
Coding region: 18-1202 (394 amino acids)
Source: RefSeq, a predicted model, not a curated record
AACAUAUUUUUUGCAAAAUGAUGGAAAACUCUGAUCAACAACAACGUCAGCUGCAACAACAGCAACACUCAUUAAUCGGUCUGCCACCACUGCCAAAAAGUCUGAGCGCAGCUGCCACCACCAUGGCAACUGAUCUGGCAAGUGGCCACACACAAAGCCAGAUCCAGGUACACGGGCAGUCACAGUUGCGUUCGCACACAUCCUCACCGCUGCAACUGCAAUCGGCCUCGUCUGUGGCCGCACUAACUGCUGCAACGGGCGAUCUGUACCUGGGGCCCUCCACCUCCUCGGCGGCACGCAAUCGCAAUUACAAUGGUCAUGGGCGACACGGCAGCUUAUCAUCCACACAAGAGUCGCUCAGUGAUCGAGAAAGCGUACACAGUCGAGCGUCGUCCACGCAUAGCGCCAGUGGAAGCGUCGCCCAGCAGCAUCACACGCCCACCAAUAGCAGCAGCAAUGCCUCAAGCACUAUUGACAACCAACUGGCGAUAUUGCGUCGGGAAAUGUAUGGCUUGCGGCAGUUGGAUUUGUCGUUGCUCUCGCAGCUGUGGGCUUUGAAUGAAUCCAUUCAGGGAUUUCGUGUGUUUCUGCAAGAGCAGGAUGCGCUGUCGCCACCGUCUCGCUCGCGCACGCCAUCCGAUGCCAAUUCGCUGUCGUCCGAUGAGGAUGACGGCUCAUAUGCACCACUUGCUGUGCCGAAGCUUAAUGUACCGCCGGCAGGUAUUGUUGCGCUAUCCUCACCAGCAGCCAGUGGGAACUUGCCCACCAAACUGGCGACAGGUUCAACGACAUCGCAUGCAUCGACAAGCUCAACAUCUGGGGCGUCUGGCUCAUCAUCAGCAGCGUCAUCCAUGGGCAAGCAUCACCAUCACCAGCAGCAACAGCAACAACAACAGCAGCAACAACAGCACCAGCAGCAGCAGCAGCAGAUGCCUCAUUAUCAUCAUCAGCAUCGAUCAGCACCCCCACCUGCGCCGCCAGCACAGCACAAGGCGCAUCCGCAGCUGCCACGCAUACUGCAGCAACGUAUGCGGCAUGCACCGCCUCCUCCACCACCCACGCGGCCAAAAGGUGGCGGCGCAAGCAGCAGUAGCAGCAAUCACAGUAUCAGCAGUGUCUCACAGCAGCAGCAGCAGCAACAACAACAGCAUCAGCAUCAGCAGCUGAUGCAUCAAAAUUCGCAGCAUCAGAGGCCCGUAUGACAAAACCCGUUCUUGGACUAAGGUAUGCCUGGUCCAAGAACGACAAUUGAUCGUAUAUACCAUAACAGCAACAUACAAUAAACAACCAACAAAGAAGCAACAAAACAUUUCUGAAAAGUCAAUUGCACAUUUAACCAGAAGUCAAUUAACAUUUAGCAACAUUUGAAAG